Molecule: messenger RNA, 10713 nt
Organism: Porites evermanni
Lineage: Eukaryota; Metazoa; Cnidaria; Anthozoa; Scleractinia; Poritidae
Source: the annotation of a GenBank genome assembly
UCUUUCUGAACACAUCACGUAAUAUUUUUGGUUGGACUUCGUUGUGAUAUUCGUUUUAAACAAUAGGUACUUUCCCUUUGGGACAAAUAAUGGGCGAAGAUUUCUCCUCGCAAGGAACACGAUACGAAAAGGAAGUGACGUCGUAAAAGGUUGGGCCUGCUGAGAGGGUUGUGAUUGAGUGAUAUUUCAACGUAAGUUGUGUGUUUAUCGUCCUUGAGAAUCGGUGAAAUCCGAUAAGGUUGACUUCAUUUGAGAAAUCUGUAAUCGACGAAUGCGUAACUGCGUUUUUGCAAAGUUUCUCGAUGGUGAUAGCGCACAAGAAAAGUAUUUUGGGGGACGAAUUUAAUGGAGCCGCGAACACCCACUGCAAGUAUCAAUGGCGGUUCUUACCAAUGUGAUGAAUCGAGUUACCAAGAUACUGGAGUAUUUGAUCGUGACGGGAACAUGUUACCAGACUUACUGGAUUCACAAGUAGACAGUACAUUGCAAGGAUUAGACAUGGGUGCCAUAAAGAAGAAUUCCUACAACAGAACUAGGGCAGCAAUGGCGGUAAGAACAAACAGGCAAAAUAUUAAAACCUAGUUACAUUUUAAUUCCUGAAGCUUGGUGACUUGUAGUUGGCGGUUUAGUCUAGGCUUAUUACGAUUAUUUAUUUAUCAGUUUUUUCGUUUCCAUGCGAGAAAACAGCUGUGAAUGAAGCUAAUAAUGUGGUUUACCGUUCUUGUCAAAUAUGUUUUUGAUUUUGCUUCAUGUGAUCUCGCGCUCUAAAAUCCAAAGCGGAAAAGCUGUACAUGGAUUUUGUCGAAGAUUUAUCCCUGAGCAAUUUAACGGAUUGUCAAUCACAGAGAAUCUGUUCGCCCGAAACGCAUAUUUAAGAAUUUCACAUCGACCAGCUAUUUUAUACUUUGACUGAGUAUUUCUCCUAAAAGUUGUUCCCUGUGUUGAAAUGUUUUGUUUUCGUUACAUGCAUGCGACAGAAGCUUGAUUUUGCACGCAUUGGCAUAUUUUGUUUCUAAUCAGCCCAGGUGUCAUCUACAAACGUUUUUAAAAUGGUAAUGUAGAGGGUAUUUGAAAAAUAAUCAAGUGUCUCAUACAAGUUGACUUUCUACUUCUUUCCUGUAAAUGUUGUUUGCUUAGUACCGAAGUGUUAUUAUUAUUUGACAGUUGUUGAGUGGUUUUCACUUUUUAAUGCAAAUGAAAUGUUUGUUUGGGGGGAGUUUUCUCACAUCUUUGAAGUUCGAUCAAAUUAGGCUUCUUACAGACACAUCCAUGCUGUGUUUUGCGUGUCUUGUUGAAUCUUCUCUCUGGUGUAAUGUAGGAAAUCCAUUACUAUAAAAUGUUCUAUUUAAAUGUGGCAAGUGGUUUUUGAUAAGAAGCCCCCUAAGAGAGAUAAAAAUUUAACUUUGAACCAUGAGCUUGGAUGUGACCAUGUUGCAAGGAAUUUCUGACAAGUGUCGUCUUAUAGAUGUAAAAUUUGUUGUCAAUUUUUUGAAGAAGAAAAGCCCAGUUUUCCUUGAUAUGUUGCAACACAUAAUUUUGUAAACUUUGAAAAGGUAUUCUUCAUGGUCACACAGGAGGCAUUUUGAGUGAAAAUAAGACUUUUGUGUAAUGAGCUUAGUACAGCCAGUCUAUUGGUAGUUCUGUCUUUGCAGAUCUCUGGAAAAAUCUCAAGACUUAGUACAAAGAUUAAAAUGAAAGUUGAUUCAACAUUCCCUUCUUUACACUUAUCGCUGUACACGUGCAGUAAAUUUGAGGAUUCUUUAUAGAUGACAUGAACCUCGUGGAGGUGCAUGUAACUUAAAUGGAGGAGUAGAGUGCCAGAACAAAACUAUAACAGUUUUUUAUCCCUGAAAAAUUUUUAGUUGGAACGAUUUUGAGGGCUAAAUAUAGCACAAGAAAAAGUCAGGUUUCACUUCUCUCCUGAGAAAGAGGUCAGUUGCUCUGAAUAAGCACAAGGUGUUUGAAGGUGUUUACAUAUAUGUUUUUCAUCUAUAGGUCAGAUAAUUUGUUGUCAGAUUGAGUCACUAAAAGAUACUCUGACAGAGGUACAAUUUCAAUUAAAAACUGAAAGACAUUGGCUAGGCACUAAUUAAAAGCAGGCAUUGAUGAAAAAUGAAGUUGAAAUUAUACAAAUGGUAUUUGUGCAUAUCACUGCGUACAAUCCAAUAGCUUUAUUGUUUUACUGUCCACGUCACCGAGCCUCAACAUUUGCGAUUAGGGUUUAUGAUAUUUGGAAAGUGUGGAUAAAUAUAACAAAAAAGAUGCCAGAGAAAGACUUUCGAAAUAAACCUGUAACUGGGUUUCAGAACUUGAGUAUGUGAUAGACAAUUCAUUAUUAACAUCUUUCAUGUAAGUUUUACUGGUGCACAUUAUACUGACAUUUUAAAAGAAUUUGCAAGUAGAUGCUUAUUUUGAGGUACAGGUGCAUGUGCAUUGCAUUAAAAUUUAUUUUUCCAUGGAGGCUGUUCUCCUCUGAAAACUACUUCAAAGCUUCUACAAACUACUAAAAAGUUAAAUGAAUGUCAACUGAAGGCUGGGAAAAAUGGCUUGUGCUCCACGAAAAACUGUAAAUGUUAAGGGUGGUAAACAGGGCCGUUACUAAGGUUCCAUGUUGCCAGGUACUGUGUAUAUCUGUUACAGGAGAAAAGUAAAUUCAGGUUAAAAUUUUUUAAUCCAGGUUGAUUCUCAAUUUUCUUUGUCUCCUAGCCCUUGUUCAUGGAAAAUCAGGGCUAGGAGGCAAAGCAAAAUAGAAAAUCAAACUACCAGUAGGUUAAAAAUUUUAACCUGAAUAUAAUUUUGACCUGUAACAUACAUAAUGGUUUUUGUAUUAAUUUUUAUUUUUGCAGGCAAUAAAUCCUACAAUUGCAAAAAAGGUGCUACCCUUGGUGAGAACUUUUUAAUUAUCAUUACAAUGCAUUAUCAUUACUGUUUUUAUUAUAUUAACUGUUUUAAAUAAUUACAUGUAUGUUGUCAAGUAUAAGGAAGUUAUUUUGUAGUAGUUUGUGCAUAAACAUCAUUACACAAAAAGACAUGUUCGUAGCAACACUUGACCAUUUUAUUGCAGUGUUUACUUUUCUCUCAGCUGUACCUUGCCUUAAACAUGUAGAUUCGCAUGCAUAGUGUCUUUUGGAGUCUAUCAAAUCAAUCAAGCUGUGAGAAAAGUAAAACAUAUUAUAUGAAGAUAAGAUUGAUGUUUUAUCAGUCAAGCCUCAAGUUUCAUGGAAACAUGAUUAUUGUGUUAUCUACAUUGGUGGGGGAGGGAAAAUAAAAAUAAAAAUAUUUUAUUGCCUCUUUCUAUGAGUUGCUACCCUCAGCCAGAUACACGAACAGAAGUAAGUCAGAUACUGUCAUUUAAAUUGCAUGGCUUCCCCUGUUCAGGGAAUUAAUGAGUUGGAAGUUGUGUGGGGCUUAUGCCAGUUAGGCUAAUAUGGUAUUGCAGAAACUUUGCUCUGUGAUUGAAAAACAAAAUAAAUAGUUUGGUUGAAGCAGUUAUUCAUGUGUGAGGAUUGGGAGAACUGAUUGGAAAGAUAAUUAAUUUUUCCUUUUAAUUUUUCUGUCUUUGCUUGAAAGAGAAAGUCAAUGUAAAACCCUGCGUGUUUGUAGGGGGACUGAGGAAUGAGGUUUUUUUUCUUAUACCCUUUGUCUUGUCUUUUCACUAUUUUGGACAUCUAUGUGAUUGUACAAAGUAAUAUUAAAGAACAGGCUAUGCAAUAUUGUUAUUUUGUUACAAUAUGUUGUACCAUCACAUGGAAUACUGAUUUUAUCAUAUUAUAAUCAAUUAUUAUUGUUUUCCUUUGGUUUCAUUAUAUUCAUUCAUCACCAUGCCCAAAAUUAUAGGUGAAUAAGGAGAAAAUUGAACCAAAGCAUAUCUGGACGUCAUUUACAUGCAGGCUAGGUUUUACAGGCUACUAUCAACUAGAGCUAAUGUGCACAUCACCAUGCAUGUGCAUGCUGCUAGUUCCAUAGCUCUACUAGCUAUGCUUUUGAUUUUUGGGGUACAUGUAUUUCCCUGUCAGUUUAGAUUUAAUAGUAAAGAAUGGCGAGUUUCCAGCUGUUCACUGUUGAGUUAUAGAUGCACUUGCGAGUUUUGGAAGUACUCAAGAACCUAAGAGUCACUUUUGGGUUUUCUCCUGGAUGAUUCUUAUACCUUCCAGCUGUGUUUAGGUUUCCACUCACUUGUUGGGAUGUUAAGAAAACAAGUGUUGUUAUUUUCUAUGAAUUUGCAAGUGCUUAUAAAACUUUUCAAUGCAUCAGGAACAAGUUGUUUAAUUUCUUAUAGAAAAUACGGGAAACAGUGUAUCCCAUGACUUGGCACUCAUACUGAUGUCAUGCACUGCAUACAUUAUAUUUGUUGUGGUUCAAUUAUUUAUCCUUGGUUUAAAUUUUAUUUUACUUUGUUUGAAAUCCAUUAUAAUACAUUACCAUACCCCAAAGCAAAGGAAUAUGAAAUGAAAACCAAAGAUAAAAUUGAACCACAGCAUAUGACCAGUACUGUACAAGUAUAAUCUCCAUAAAUCUUUUUUCGUUUUUUUUUUCUUAAUUUAGGCAUCAGAUGAUCUGUCAGAAGAAGAAGAAGCAGCUAUAUGCAUUCAGGCUCAUUUCAGAGGAUACUUGGCAAGAAAGCUGUUUGUGCAGCUUCUGUAUGAUAAAUAUAUAAGGGUUGGUAUUAAGGCUUUCAGCUUAGCUGCAAGAUUGUCCUAUGCGGUGUAUUCCAUGUGAUAAUUAUUACUUGAUUUUAAUUGAAGCAAAUUUCUGCUUUUUAUUUUGACAUGUAAAGACUUAUGGAAAUUGUAUUCCUUUAUUUCAGGAGGAGGAAGAGAUGGAAUCAAAGAGGAGACAACAAGUUAUGGAAGGAGAGCUAUUGGUUGAAAAGUAAGACAACCAAAUAAAAGCAUAUUAUACAUAGUAAUUAUCAUUGGCCUCAUUUAUCAUAUCCAUUACAGUGGUGUAAAAUUAUUAAAUCUACUUUGUCUGGGUGACCAUAAGCAUAAAAGCAGUAAUAAAAUAAUUAUUGUAAUUUAGAUAUAUAUGUGUAGAGGCUCCAGAUAUGCAAAUCAUUUUUUAAUUCUUGAAAGUAAAAUUAUCAUGUCAAAAAUUCUGUGGUUACGUAUAUGUAUGUUAAAAGAUAGCACUAUGAAGGUGAACGAUUUGAUGUUCUUCUGCUCCUUUGAUGUUCUUUAAAUACAAAGCAUUGUGUUUACAUCUGUAAGUAAAUAGGUUGAAUUUAGAUUUGUAUCUGCUUUACAAUAUUAUUAUAAGCAUGCAGAGUAAAGCGAGCACAGAAAUUGUUUAACUACAUUUAUUAUUGACACUACAGUUAUAAUAGAUGUGUUUUGGUAGGCAGUUAACUGACCAACUAUGUUGACUCCCUUUCUUAAUAUAAGCUGUAAAAACAUUCUUACACUGUGCUAGUGAAAUUUUCCUUCCAUUGAUCACUCAAUAACUGUAAGCUCUUUGACUAAAUACCACUGAUCACAAGUGCUCAAUGCACUAGCUGGUAGAAUUUAGUGUGUUUGAAGAUGGCCUUUCAUCUUUUUAAUUGACAAACAUUCAUUUUCAAAAUUAUAUCCCCUCAAACAAACGUCAAUGUGUCCUGUAGUCAAGUGAAUCUUUGUCAAGAUGAUUUUAAAGAAGGGUAUUUUUAUUUGAUUCUUUUUUCCUUUGUAGUCAAUGAAAGUAUACACUCACAGAAAGUAUAAAAAGUCCAGGUGUUUAUUAUUAUUGAAGAAUAUUUAAUAUUUUGUUUCAUAAGAGAUCAAUAAUUUAUUAUUCUGUCCUGUCUAUUCAAAAUCUUGAAUUUACUAAAACAUACUAAUAGUCUGUUGCUAGUAGUCCAGAGUUGCUUAAUUCUGCUUGGACAAUUUUUGAGGCAAGCAUUCUGAACUCUGCAGGCAGAAUAUACAUUUUUAAGAAUAAUAUGAACAAAAUAGUGAAAAAUCAGCAAUGCUAAUGAUGUGUAUAAAAGUUACAAGAAAACUGGAAACUAAGAAUAACUUGUAAGAUCCUUUUUAAAAUUCACUGUUUUGACUGCUAUGAAUGAUAUUGUACUAAGUGUGUUGAAUCAAUUUCUCCAGGUUAUGAAUAUCUCAUAAGGGGCCUAGGUGCAUGUUCCUGUCGAUAUGUGAAAAUUUAUAACACCCAAAUGACUAAAACUUUUUAAGGAACUUGCGUCUGAAUUUAGGUGUUAGAGUACAAUUUCCAGCAAAUAAGGGAUUUUUAUCAGCACUGCUGGAAAGCAGAAUUACUCAUUAAUUUAUGAACAGAGUUUAUACAAGCCUUUCGUUUACAAACGUCUUUGUUGGAAAAAUGCAUUGUGUGGCAUUAAAGUCUAUAGUUAUUAACUUUCCGUGGUUUUAAAUUGAUUUAUAAAUCUUUCUAAUAAAUAAUAUAUUUCAUGCAGCAUUUAUUGUAAGAGUGUUUCCAGAACAGCUGUGGAAAAAAGGCUCAUUUCAAACUGUCUGUUUUGAAUAUAUUGUGCAACUUUUCUAUUUAAAAAUUUUGUACAGAUUUAGGAAAUGACAGAUAAGGUUUGAUUAUUAUGCUCAAAUUAUUGCUUUUGAUGUAAAUUUGAUUGGUAACUGUCAAUUUUUUUGUUUAUCUUAUUCACCAUCAGCUAGUUAAAAUUUAAGAACUUUCUGUUCAUGUCAGAUUCUGAAAUAACAUGGGGCACAUUCAAACAUUGGAAAGUACUUGUACUUUUUCACUGUACAAUUUAAUUUAGCUUAAUUCUUUUAAAAGGCCAAUCAACAAAAAGAAUACUCUUUACUCUUUCUUAUCACAACUUUUCAAGAAAUAUGAUAAUUGGCCUUCUACCCAGAUACAGCUUAAUAAAGAGUACUGUGUAGCACAAAGUUCUUAAGAAAAUUUGUGGGAUGUUUUAGUUGUUGUAUGUAUAGUAGUGAAGAUAGAGUAAGACCCCUGCUUGUGUUGUAACUUUAAAGCUGAUGGAUACAGUGUAUAUCAUUAUGUUAAUGAGCUGUUAAGUACACUGCAUGUGUAGCAGCACAUUUCGUGAACGUUUGCAUUGUGCUGUUCAUUAUUUUCAUCUCCUCAGUAGUAUGUGAGUUUUUCGGUGAAGCCUGUUUAGCACUUUCUGUAAUAACUACAGUGCUACAGUGUAUACAUGCAAAACUAUUUCAAUUUUCAAAUGUGAAUGUUAUUUUUUGACAAAGUUAAUCUUUUUUAGUAUUAAAACCUUAAUCCUGGUUGAGUUAUUAGGAGCUUAUGUGUCAGAUGAAGCAAUCAGUAGGGAGCUACAUUAGUAUACGUACAGUCUACUGAUCUUCAUACACAACAUGUAUUCUCAUGUUUAAUUAACAUGGAUCAAAAUUGAUUAAAAUGAAUGCACAGUCACAAGUUUUAUUUGCAUGAUCUUUUUUUCAAGUUAAAACAAAAUUUAUAAAGAAUGAUGUUUCCACUCCAUUAAUUUUUCUCCAAAAAAUACCCUGACCAUCAUUUUUAAAAAACUGAAAAUGUUUUUUCAUUUUCUAUCCUGACAGCUAUCGCUUAAACCUUGAAAUGGAAGAGAAUACUUGUUUACGUAAAAACACUAGAAGAGGGAAAGAAUGUGAUGUUAUAACGUAAGUUUCUCCCUGUGAGUUUGAGGUGGCGUAUAAAAUGUUGGACAGUGUAUUUACAAUUAAAAAAACAUGCAUUUACUCCUUGAACAACUGCUCAUUCCAACCUAUGUUGUAGGUCAAAAUGAAAUUCAGGUCAGCCUAAGUUGAUUCUGAAUUGCCUUUCUUUCUUAGCCUAACCCUGAUUAUUCAUGAUCAUGAAUAAUUAGGAUUAGGAGACAAAGGAAAUUGAGAAUCAACUUUGGUUGAAAUAACCUGCAAAUACAGCUAUCUGUCCUUGGUACUCAUUACUAGGGACUUCUGGCGGGAGAGGCAUCUGGGUUGUAGCCCCAGAAAUUCCAUUCUGGGCGGUGACAUAGACUUGUCCAGAAUUUGGCCAACAAGUGCUGGUUUGCCUGUGCAAAUACCUUAACAUUGGUUCUUUCUCAAAUCAUGGCUGUUUGCAAAUAUCAUAGGGUCAAUAUUGAACAUCUCGCGCCAACUGAGCACUCUAUAUCCAAUUACAGCUGUAUCAUGUUACCUGCUGAUCAUGCUUGAACUAGAAGAACACUUCAAACAUGCUAUUUUGUCAAUAUGUUUAUAUAUAAUGAAAAUAAAUAUAUAAUGUAUUAUUAUUAUUAUUAUUAUUUUGUUCAAUACGCAGUAUAUCUUGAUUGUUUUGCCUCCUCUUAAGGCUAUAUGUUGCACAGGUGUUCCCAUGUUUUAAGUUUUUACUUUGAAUUUAUAACUACAGACUGUGCACUUGAACCUGACCAUUCAUUGAUUAGUAUUUGUAUUAUGUUCAUGAAAAACAGUAAGUUUGUGUGCUGUAAGGGAGCAAGAGAAAAAGUUAGUAUUAGGCCUUUUAUGUGUAAGCCUUUUGUUUUGUGACUGUAUUGAGCUCUAACUGUUAAUAUUAAUAUACAGUGUAGUAAUUUUGCUCUUAAUACCUAUGACAUGCUGUUGAUAUUUGUAGCAUUCAAAGAGCUUGGAGAGAACACAAGCGAAGGUCUGAGGACCACUUAACACCUGAACAUGGCAGAGUUAAUCCAUUUAACAAGCCAGAUUUUGGAACUGUUACGCAGCCUGCUUAUUCUACUCCAGACAAUAACGGUGUUCAUAUUCGGACAAACCCAUUUAUGGGUGGAAAUGAGAAUUCCACUCACCAUGAUGAUGACGCUCUUUCCGAUGUUUUUAAUGACAGUCUAGAGCAAGUUACAGAGGAGAAUUUAAGAAAUACUCAAGAGCAUGGACCACGUAGACAACUUUGUGAUAAUUACCAGGAAACUGAAGAUGAUAUUCUUAAUGGUGACGCACCUGGAUUAGAUUCUAUAAGCUCACCAGCAGAGCUGCCUUCGCCAACGACAGACUGGGAAUCUAUAGAGUCAUGUUUGACAUCAGAGGGAGAUACUCAAGAGUUAUUGGAUCAAACUGAACUUCUGGACUCAUCUAAUGACAGACUAAAGCAAUUAUCACUGAAACCAAAGAAUUUGCAGAUUUGUUUUGUGGAUGACACAAUGCUUAGCGAUGUUGAAGGAGAUGAAGACAGUUGUCUUAUAAAAGAAUAUAUAAUCGACAAACAGGAGGUUUCUGACGAAGAGAAACGUGAUUCAGGCUGCGUGGCUGGUGAUGAUGAAAUGUCAGAAUCUUUCAGCAUUAAAACUGUGCCACCAGAAAUGCUGGAGAAUCAUGAAAUAUCCCAGGAGGAUUCUGAAAAAGUUUUGUUAGAACUGAGUAAACAAGAGAGUGAGGAAGACAAAAGUGAAAGUUGUUCAACUGUGAUGUUGGGUUGGACAGAAGAGCGGCUAAGCGAACUGACAAUUGAUGAACUCAGAGAACUCAAGAAAAACAUGGCUCAGUUAAUUGAAGGUAAAGUUAAAACGACUGUUGAAAUUUCUUGUUUCCUUUUCUUCUCCCUUAACAUUUUUUGUUUGCUUUGUACAGUGUGAAAUCUGUAGUUUUUUGAGUCAGAGAUUUGUCAAAAAGAAACUUAUUUUCUUUCUCUGCCCAGUAUUUUACAUGUAAAAGACUAUAAAUUAUCUUUACUGAGUUUUUAUACAAAUUUCUGUUUUAGCUUACUUAACAGUAUAUCUCAAACCUUUGUGGUUUUCUUUACGUGAAAGUCACAAAACUGUGAACACCAGACAUAUUUAUUGAAUGUUAUUGUGUUGCAAGGUGGGAAGAGCCAAUCAGGUGUGGGAAAACUAAACAGCAAGCAACAUCGGAAAUUAGUUUAUGAUUUUGAGGCUUCCUCACAUGUCAUGACCUUCAUUGCAAUUGGUCAUAACUCAAUGAACACUCCUAGGAUGUUUUAAGAAUUCAUGGUUUUAUUAGUUUGACUCUUGAAUGGCUAUACUAUUACACUCCUAAAAUGUUUUCAGUGUACACGGUUUUAUUAGUUUUACUGUUGAAUGGCUAUACUACAUUGUAUUACCACUUAGCCCAAGCAAGUACUCUUGUUGAUUAUAAUAUGGCUUAAAAAUGGCGGCUUUUCUGCUUGCUUACUAAUGACUUGUUUUUCUUGCGGCUUGGCUACCAAUACUCUGCGAAAUCCAAAGCCUCCUAGCGAGGUUGUCCCUGGGCUCUUACCAGUGGACCUGUUUGGUUUAAUUAACCCAGCAUAUGAUCCCUGCAUGACUUGCAGGCAUCCCAGACCUCCUAAAGUUUCCUGUUUAUCCUAUAAUUUGUAUAGGAUCCUAUAAAGAGCCUAUAUUUCAAGAAAUCCUUUUAUAUUUCCUAUAAAUAGGACAUAUUCUGAUGUCUGCAUUUUGCACUGUGAAGCAAUUUUGUUGUGAAUUAACAAAAUCAAAAUUCUUUAUCUGUGAAAAGAGAUUAUUAUUUUUGAAAUUUUUGUAAUUUAUGUUUUUGUAAUUUUCUAUUUUUUAAUUUUUUUAUUUUUUUUUCUAUAAAGAGCCUAUAUUUUGGCAGAAAUUUUCUAUAUUUUGAACUUGAACAGCGUAAUAAUUUUUUCCUAUCAGAUUUUCGAAAAGUGGCUGGGGUGUGCUCCCAAUAAAUCUCACCAUGUUCUGUAAAAAGACUCAUUUUUUAAUUCUUUGCAGCUCAAAAUGAAGUUCUAGUCACUGAAUUAAUGAACAGAGAUAGUCUUCAUCUGAGGCAAGACUCACUUCUUAUGGAUGUAGAAGAUGCAUCAAAGUAA